AUGGCGCGGAGUGGACGCGAAUGGCGCGGAGUGGACGCGGAAUGGCGCGGAGUGGACGCGGAAUGGCGCGGAGUGGACGCAGAGUGGCGCGGAGUGGACGCGGAAUGGCGCGAAGUGGCGCGGAGUGGCGCGGAGUGGACGCGGAAUGGCGCGGAGUGGACGCGGAAUGGCGCGGAGUGGACGCGGAAUGGCGCGGAAUGGACGCGGAGUGGACGCGGAGUGGACGCGGAGUGGCGCGGAGUGGACGCGGAAUGGCGCGGAGUGGACGCGGAAUGGCGCGGAGUGGACGCGGAAUGGCGCGGAGUGGACGCGGAAUGGCGCGGAGUGGACGCGGAAUGGCGCGGAGUGGACGCGGAAUGGCGCGGAGUGGACGCGGAAUGGCGCGGAGUGGACGCGGAAUGGCGCGGAGUGGGCACGGAAUGGACGGGAGUUGCUGGCUCGCCUGAAGUGAAGGCGGGGUACAUGAGUGGGAGAGUGGUGGACGGAGCAUGGCGGACGGGAGUGGCAGCAAGUGGACGGGGAAUCGACACGGCUGCCGUUGCUGGCUUGCACGAGAGACCACUGUCCUGCGAGGAGGAAGGGGAGAAAGGGGAGCAACCUGGAGCAGCACGCCUCAAGUGA
Messenger RNA from Closterium sp. NIES-65, 621 nucleotides. The record is from the annotation of a GenBank genome assembly. NCBI's taxonomy places the organism in Eukaryota, Viridiplantae, Streptophyta, Zygnematophyceae, Desmidiales, Closteriaceae.